GUCUCAGAUGCAGUUGUGGACUCUGCCAGCAGGUGUCUCCCUUCUCUGAACUCUUGGAUGAUCCUGCAUAGAUCUGCGUCACAAGCUGUUGAUCCUGAGCCGGAAGAUUUUUUUAUCCUCAGUUAUUAUUAUUUUUGCAGCACGCGCGCUUUUACAAUAGCUGGAUUUCAUUUUCCAAACUUGUUUUUGUUUGGAGCGCGUUGAGCUCUCUCGGCUUCCGUACAAACGCUUUUUGGAGUUUUGCGACAUUUCCGGAUUUAGUACACCACUACGCUUGACGGCAGUACUGACAGAUCAGAGUCCAGUCGAACUCAGACGGUUCUUUUUCGGGGAAAAACCGACAGAACCUCGAGCCUGGUUCGUGUACGGAGUUCGGAGCGCAGUUAUUAACGCAUGCGCAGAAGCAGGAUGCGACUGGCGCCGUUUGCGCGGAGUUUGUUUGUUCACAGCUAGCUAGCUAGCUAGCAAACUCCCUGUAGAAGUCUGCCGCUCGGGUCCGGUCCGGUCCCGUCCAAACUCUCAUGUAAUUCCGAGGACAGAGCAGUCGAGCACCCUGGGCGGUUCGGGGCCGGCGUCCCUGCGGAAGAUGUGGCUCCAGCAGAGGCUGAAGGGGCUGCCGGGCUUGCUGUCCAGCAGCUGGGCGAGGAGGCUGCUGGUGGGGCUGCUCCUCUUCCUCAUCUUCUACUGGUACCUGGGGGCGGACCUGGCGCUCCUCCGCGGCUCCGGCAUGCCCGGAGGGGCGGCGGGUCAGUGCCUGCUGGCCGAGAUGCACCGGUGGCAGUCGAUCGUGGAGCGGGGAGAGGGGGUGUACAGCUCCCCCCAGGAGCGGCUGGACGCGCCGUUCGUCUCCGGGAACGGACACAUCCUGGUGGACGUGGACGCCAACAAGCUGUGGGUGUCGUCGUCCUCCGCGCCCGGCUCAGCGCCCGUGCACCAGACCGACUACUCCCCCCGGGUGGGCAUCCACCUGGACGGCCAGCGCGCGGAGGCGCGUGCCAGCAUGCUGUGGUUCCGGAAGGGCUCCGUGCUGUCCGUGCGCUGCGCCUCCCUCGCCGCCGCGGAGUGCGUGUCCAUCCGCGAGGAGUUCGUGGCUCACCGCAGCAGACCCAACGUGUUCCUGCAGCGCGUGCACAUCAAGAACCCCACGGACGCCGCGGCGGCCUUCGACGUGUCGGCGGCCAGCUCCUCGUUCGGCUCCAAGUUCUCCAGCAGCGUGGAGAAGCUGGAGGAGCGGGAGGUGCUGCUCUCCUCCGGCAGGGUCCCCGUGGAGAACAACCGGAUCGUGCUGGUGGUGGUGGUGACCAAAAGGCUGAGCAGCCGGAUCCAGGUCGCUGCCAAGUCCGAGUACAAAGACAACAUCCUGUCAGUGGUGUGGACCUCCGAGCCCAUCGAGUCCUCCAAGCUGGAGCAGACCUUCAGCACUCUGAGAGAUGGAGCCAAGCAGGAGCUCGGGGAGCUGCUGAGAGCCUCCAUGGAGGAGCUGGUCAGGGACCACCAGCAGGCCUGGGCAGACCUCUUCAUUUCAGGUGUUGAAAUGAGGAAGAUCACGGACUCCCACACCCCCUCCAGCCACACGGUCAACACCACCCUGUACUACAUCCUGUGCUCCUCCUGGGCCCCCCUGCUGGACCGGCCGCUGAGCGCGGAGGAGCGCGGCCGGCUGGAGUCCAGCCUGAACUACGCCGACCACUGCUUCAGCGGCCACGCCACCAUGCACGCCGAGAACCUGUGGCCCGCCCGCGUGAGCAGCACCGCUCAGAUCCUGCAGCUGGUCACGCUGUGGACGCUGACCCUGCAGAAGCGGGGCUGUAAGGUCCUGGUGGCGGCCGGCGCCCACGGCGCCAUGCAGGGCAUGGUGCUCAGCUUCGGCGGCCUCCAGUUCACGGAGAACCACCUGCAGUUCCAGGCGGACCCGGACGUCCUGCACAACAGCUACGCUCUGAGGGGCAUCCACUACAACCAGGACCUGAUCAGCCUGGCGGUGCUGCUGGACGCGGAGGGGAAGCCGUUCCUCCACGUGUCGGUGAAGCAGCAGGAGCAGCCGGUCAAGCUGUACGCCUGCGAGGCCGGCUGCCUCAACGAGCCGGUGGAGCUCACCUCUGAGGUCAAAGGCCACACCUUCCCCGUCAUGGUGACCCAGCCCAUCACGCCGCUGCUCUACAUCUCCACGGACCUGCAGCACCUGCAGGACCUGCGCCACACGCUGCACCUCAAGGCCAUCCUGGCCCACGAGGAGCACAUGGCCAACAGAUACCCGGGCCUGCCCUUCCUCUUCUGGUUCAGCGUGGCCUCCCUCAUCACGCUCUUCCACCUCUUCCUCUUCAAGCUCAUAUACAACGAGUACUGUGGGCCCGGCGCCAAGCCGCUCUUUAGGAGCAAGGUCUCCAGAAAGCAUCAGGACGACGGCUCUGACAGCCUGGAUGCUGCAUGAGCGUAGCUUCCGUCUGCUCUUUCUAACAAAGCUUCACACUCACACACUCGCUUAUGGUGGGCGGAGUCAGGAGCUCCGCCCCCCUGUUGCAUCAAUAACCCCUGAAUCAGAUGAAUUUUGUCAUGCAGAUGAAUGUGUGCACGCUCAGGAAGACGUUCCCGUUUGCUGCAGGUCUGGACCCUGUCGGGUGUUCCAUGUUCUAUUCCAGGAGCUGCAGGUUCCCUCUAGUCCAGAAACAUCUAUUCGUGAUCAAGAGCCACUCAGUCCUGUGGGGAGGGGGGGUGUAGCCCCUCCAGGACCCACAAACACCUCAGACUGCGUGGUGACUCUAAACUGCUCCAUGGAGAGUCACCGGCAGUCUGAUGUGAAACUGGAAACAAACCCAGAACUGAAUCCUGAACUUCAAACCCGUUCAGCAGAACUUCCUGCACAUUAACCCCCACGCCGUCUUGUGGGUCCAGAUGACCCCUCCCACUUUAAUGUAAACAUGCCUAGGAUAGCACAAGGGUUACAGCUGCCAGACCAACACCUGCAUCAGGUGUGUUCAGGAAGCAGUGGAAGCCCCACCCCUUUUGAUGAUUUCAACUGGGCUUUAAAAGAACCAUGAUCCCCCUGAUGGGUCAGAAUGACCCAGCAGAAUCUGAGCUUCAGCCUGAAAACAGAUCACCUGAUGGGUCCAGGUGAGCUUCAUGUUGUGUCACACCUGUGCAGAGGUGGAUCUGAAGCAGAUCUUGAGACCGGUUCUGCUGGUUUGACUGCAGAACUCCAGCAGAGCGGUGUGUAAACACGGAUCUCCUUCGUCUCGGUUCUGCAGAAGGCUUCUGUCCCUAUCCCGACUCGUGGAAAAACCUUUGGGCCCAGAAACCUUUAUUUCCCUCUGGAUGUUCCUGGAG
Molecule: messenger RNA, 3324 nt
Organism: Oryzias melastigma (Indian medaka)
Lineage: Eukaryota; Metazoa; Chordata; Actinopteri; Beloniformes; Adrianichthyidae
Product: KIAA2013 ortholog
Exons: 4
Coding region: 587-2431 (614 amino acids)
Source: RefSeq, a predicted model, not a curated record